CGGGCACUGAGGAAGGGUUAUUUAACUCUGGCGCCCUGAGGAUCAGCCACACAGACCCUCCUCACCUCGGAACAUCCCGGGGCGCUCGCCCUCUGCGUCCAGCUGAGAUGGGAUGUCACUCCAGCAAGAGCACCAAGGUGGCGGGCGAGUCCCAGAAACCUGCAGAAGAGCCCGAAGGAGAGGAGCCAAAUCUGGAGGUCGGCCCCGAGGCGGCAGAUGGCAAGGACGCCUCCCUGAAGAAUGGCGCCCCUGAGCGGAAGAGCUGAGAUGCUUCUCUCAGGAGUCGGACCCUCCCCUCAUCUCUGGAACUGCCUUUGGCCCACGAGACAGGCCCCAUCCCGAGAGGCUCCGAAGAGAGAGAGGAGAGAGAAAUCCCAGCCUUUGGGAUUCAGACUCCAGAAGUCCCCUUCAUCAAGGCUUUGCUCUGGAUCUUUGAGGAAGAUGAGGCUGGGGGCGGGGGGAGUCCUAUCUCCCCAGCUCUCCCAUAGAGACGAUGAAAGACAUCUUCCCCCAUCAUGAAACGUUCCCAGAGCUUCUGGAAACGGGGGAGCCCCAUAGCUCUAGCCCUGAGGAAUCUGCUCAGCCGUGACUUUCCAGCAACCCCCCCCAUCCCGUCCCUCCCCCACCCCCUGCCGCCUCACUUUUCUGAGCUCUGAAAGAUCUGUGGUCAUAGCCUGGAUGGGGGUGUGUGGCUCUCAGGUUUUUUGUUUGGUUUUGUUUUGUUUUCCCCCUCUCCUUUUUUCCAAUGGCUGGCUGUAGAGCCAGCGUCCCUCACAGGAAGGUUUGGGGUUUGGCUCUGUGCUGUUUGUGUGAAUGCUUUAAUAUUUAACUCGGGGAAUUGUUAAUGAAUUAUGGGAACAAUCAGACAGACUGUGAUCAUGGCAAUGAAGACAACAAGGCCUUGAUCAUCCAGUAAGUGGAACACGGAGUACCGCUGGGAAGGAAGGAGGAGGGAUUCAUGUUCCUGGGUUUUUAAUCCCUUUGCUGAUGUUUUGGUGUCUCCUCAUAUCAAAAGUCUGUCAAUUUGAACCCUCGAGCAUCUGAACUCUGCGGAUUCAGCUUUUAGAAAUAUUUCGCUGUUUACUCACAUGUCUGUCAGCCUAUUCCCCCCCUUGCAUGUGUUUUGUUUUUUAAUUCGACUCCAGAGCAUUUUAAUUUGAAAUCAAAUAGACAUGUUUGCAAAUAAAUAAUGACACAACACA
Phacochoerus africanus (Common warthog) is the source of this 1202-nucleotide messenger RNA. It is a transcript of the gene CHD9NB, whose product is annotated as CHD9 neighbor. NCBI's taxonomy places the organism in Eukaryota, Metazoa, Chordata, Mammalia, Artiodactyla, Suidae. The record is from RefSeq and is a predicted model, not a curated record. The coding region runs from base 108 to 266 and encodes 52 amino acids. The transcript has a single exon.